AUGGCAAAAAUCGAAAGCUACUCCAACCUUACCAAGCUUCAAGAAGACCUCCUCAAAAAAGGUUACUGUUUUGGCCAAUUAAUAGCUCUUGCAGUCUACACCAAGCACGAAAGCGGCGUGAACACCAAAACUUCUCUCAAACAAGUGAAAUCAACUACAGAUGUCCCAAAUAUCAAUGGAACCACUUACUUCAAGUUAACUGACCCUAGAUUCACCCUCAAGCAAGAAUUCCAAACCUCCCUUCUCUAUAAGACUAUCCUUGAAAUUACUCCUGAGAAGUUCAAGAACCUUAAAGGAAAAGUUGAAGUUGAAGUAAAUAGAGCAACUGGAGCUGCAAAAGAAACUUUGUCGGUAGAGUGCAAUACUGAAAAAACUAAAGCAAAACUAGCUCUGGGCAGUGAUUAGAUUGUGCCAUUCGCUUUCGCAAGGGCCGGGGAUUUGCACCCUACACGCUCAUCAUCCCUGAUGGAUCCGGCGGACACCCUUCCCCGUCACCGUAGACGAGGCUUCGCGCACCAUUCUUGACUUCCAUGGUUCCUGGAGUCUAAGGGCCAACCACCUGGGUCGAAACUCCCAGUUUCUCGUUAGGCAAAUACCGUCUUCAGGGUCUGAGGGUCAUAUUGCCCAUCAGACAUUGGCCGACCUUGCCCUUUCCAAUGGUUGUACCGGAGGAAAAACUCUAAGUCCAGGGAUUAGCUCCUGGGCCCGAGAAAGCCCAGCCCGACUAUACAUAAAGGAUUACCGACCCCUUUCCACCUAAAUCCUAGACACUGGGCCGUUGCCUGCUGGUGUUGAAGAAAUAGGGUCGAGAGGUCGAGUGGUCUGUCGUCACCAUUUUUAUGUAUAUCUCUGGGCAGUGAUAAACUGUUCAAGACAAGCAUAGUCAGAUCUUUUGGAAGCUUUGGAGCUGGCUUUGAUUUCGGUUUUGAUUUGAAUACUUGGAGAUUGGGAACUUAUAAUGCAGCUGCUUAUUAUUUCGCUGAUAAAUAUAGAGCUGUGCUUAAACAUGUGAGCACUGAUAGUAAAGCUUAUACUUUUGGAAAUCUGGUAGGAUCACUUUAUUAUAAUUAUGCUGCAGAUACUAACUCCCCCCCCCCCUCCGUGAGCGAACAAAAAAAUUUUGUUCGCUCACGGAGGGGGGGUUAAAUUUUUUUUUUUAAAAAAAAUUUAUAUAUAUAAAUUUUAUAAAAAAUAUUUUUUUCGAAAUUUAAAAAAAUCCUAAUUUGCAAAAAUUUGGGAAGCAAAUAUUAAUUUAAAUUUGCAAAAUUUAUGUUUUAAAACGCAAUUUGUUUAAAAUUAAACAGAAUUAGCUCUAGAUUUCAUUAUACUAAUUAUCACUUAUAUAUCAAAAUUUUUUUCUAUUAAAAUUUUUUCUAUUAAAAAAAUUUUUGUUCACUCACGGAGGGUGGUUUUUGGGUCAAAAAAUGGCGAUUUUUCUAAUGGUUUUGUUCGCUCACGGAGGGGGGGGGGGAGUAAGAUUGGAGCUACAACUACUGUGAAUAAUGAAGGUGUGGCUGACUUGACACUUGGCUUCCAACAUGCGUUGUCAGGAAAUAAAACUUUCAAGGGUAGAGUGAGCAAGAGCGGAGUUGUAGGGUGGAAUCUUAGAGCUAAAAUCAACCCAUACGUUAGCGUUACGACUGCGAAUCAAUUCAAUUUGAAAUCGUUCUAUUCGUCUGAAAAUCCUAAUUGGCAGAUUGGGCUUAGAGUUAAAAUUAAUCAAUAA
Messenger RNA from Blepharisma stoltei, 1726 nucleotides. Lineage: Eukaryota; Ciliophora; Heterotrichea; Heterotrichida; Blepharismidae. The record is from the annotation of a GenBank genome assembly.